AUGGUAUUUGGUAAAUCUAUCAAAUUACCUGGUGAGUUUUUUGAAGAUUCGAAAACUGUGUCCAUUACAGAUUCUUUUGUUGAUAAUCUGCGAACACAGAUGCAGUUAGUAAAACCAAGAAUACCCAAGCAAAAAUGCAAACAACACAUUUUUGUUCCACAAGAUUUAAAUACAGCUACUCACGUAUUUCUUAGGAUUGAUCGCGUAAAAAAACCCUUAGAACCGCCAUAUGAAGGACCAUUUUUAGUAUUACAACGAACGCAAAAAUUUUUCACGUUAUUAAUCAAAGGUGAACAUGUAAAUAUUUUUAUUGAUCGAAUUAAACCAGCCUAUAAGUUAACACAUUUUGACACUUCUGAUGCUCCAUUGCCAUCAACUGUUAACAGUCCUGCAUCUUGUGAACCCAAAAGAAGUGACUCAACUGAAAGGAUGCAACAUAAGAAUGCAUUAAGUGAUUCAAUAAAGGACGAGAAACUGCCUGCUUUAACCACACAAACACGUUGUGGAAGGAAAAUAAAACGACCUGAGGAAAUGUGA
Messenger RNA from Argiope bruennichi, 537 nucleotides. RefSeq lists its product as uncharacterized. The coding region runs from base 1 to 537 and encodes 178 amino acids. The transcript is spliced from 2 exons. NCBI's taxonomy places the organism in Eukaryota, Metazoa, Arthropoda, Arachnida, Araneae, Araneidae. The record is from RefSeq and is a predicted model, not a curated record.